GGGUCCUGAACCUGCGAUGGAUCUGUUCAUGCCAGAGCCAUAGUUGCGCAAUAUUUUUCAUGGUCAUAUGUCGAGUUAUUACUACCAGCACUUAACGACAGGGCACCGCAGCUCUUGUACUAUAUUCAUGUCAAAAUGUCUUCAUCGGGCAAUGCCUACGCUGCUGAACCAGCCUAUCCAAUUCUGGCUCACACACUACUAUCCAGUCAUACCACGACAGCUAGGAUACCAGAGCAACCCGAUGAGCCAGAGCAAUCAUCCAUCUGGAAACUAAGAAAGGACAUCGAAGAGGCAUUCGAAGGCCCAUCCAGCGUUUUCCGCUGUGGCAGAGUAAUCGGAUUUUCGAAACUGAAGCAGAGAGCUCAAGAAGAUGAUGACCAUGAUCUCAUCGGCCAGCUCCCCCGCUGCCUCCUCGCAAAGCAUCUACGCAACACACCACCCUCCCCACAACCAAAAGCCUUCAUAAUCCACCCACCAACCUUCGACCCCUUCUCCCCAAAACAACUCCUGGCUUCUCUCCUCGCUUCACCUGCAACAGCACCCCUCACCCGCAACGAAGCAAUAGCCCUCCUAGACCACGUCCAGCUCCUCCCCGUCUUCGACUUCCGCGCCGCAGUGCAAGCCAUCAGCCAAGUCGCGGAGGCCCUGCAAUCAGCCCCAGUGUCUGGGGGAAAGUCAGGGGAGCAUGAGCGCGAGAGCCAGCGCACUCGCACACGCACUCUCCUCCUCAUCGCAGGCCUCGACACACUAACCGAGGACAUCAUCCGCGCCUCGAACCCCGUGAAGGGGGCUGCGGCGCUGACUGCCGCGCUGAGAACGCUGACGCAGCUUUCAAGGGCGCAUGGCUCACAUCUUGCUGUGAUGCUUGUUAAUACGCGUGGACUUGGGCCUGCGCCUGGCUUUCACGCUGGGGUUGGGGGUGAAAGGCAGCAAGGUUCGCGAGGGGAUUUUCGGGCGUCGGUCGAGGAUGAGGGCGUUUACUCUAUGUUUCAUGCGGAGACGUCGACGCCGCUGUUGCCGAGUUUGUUGAUGAGGACGUUGGAUCAGGGUAUUGAUACGCACGUUCUGGUUUCGAUGGUGAAGGAGGAUUGCGUUAUUGAGAUUAUCAAGGAUCGAGUGGGAGAGGGGUGGGAAGGUGGUGUAUUUGGGACGGGAACUCCAUGA
Molecule: messenger RNA, 1164 nt
Organism: Aspergillus novofumigatus IBT 16806
Lineage: Eukaryota; Fungi; Ascomycota; Eurotiomycetes; Eurotiales; Aspergillaceae
Exons: 2
Coding region: 136-1164 (342 amino acids)
Source: RefSeq, a predicted model, not a curated record